Molecule: messenger RNA, 1971 nt
Organism: Phaeodactylum tricornutum CCAP 1055/1
Lineage: Eukaryota; Bacillariophyta; Bacillariophyceae; Surirellales; Neidiaceae
Exons: 2
Coding region: 1-1971 (656 amino acids)
Source: RefSeq, a predicted model, not a curated record
AUGGAUGGUGCCAUUACCCUUUACACGUCCAUCGCAGCUCACGAGGAGUCCGAUCGGAUGCGUGAAGCUCUCCAACAAGGUGGAUUUCCCUACCAAGAAAAGGACGUGUCAACAAAACCAGAAUAUCAGACCGAGCUGAUCAUCCGCUUUGGUGGCGAAGUCACGUUUCCUGGAGUGCAGUUCAAGGAUACAUGGAUUUCAAAUCCAAGCGACGUUCAAGACGAAUUGAGUAAGCAAGUUGUUGAUCACCUUUUGGGUGGUAGCUCCGACAAUGAGUCCACGGUAGCUAAACGGGACUUGAAAUUUCAGCCUACCGCCAAAUCUGAACACGUGUCCACCACGGAGAGCUGGAUUAGCGGGAAAACGUCCGAAAGCAGCACUCUCGCCAAUUUCGUUCUUCCCAACGGAAACGCUGUCACUGUGGGAGCGCUUCUACGCCUCUUGCUUCGUGCUAUGACUCACAGGUGUGAGCUCCAAGACGGUAAGCCAUACUACUACUUUCGGGGCUAUGAGGGCAUCGAGUUGUGGUCCAUAUUGUUCUUCGACGAGCACGACGAGCUGAAAGCCACACAAUUUGGCAAUUUGUUGAUCGACCGCGGUCUCGUUCAUAAUUAUACGCCAAAAUGUGAAAAACUGGCCCACUCUUUCCUUGUUUUGCAGCCUCUUCAAGAACCACGUGUUUUGAACACGUUCGUAAAGUGGCCGUCUCCUUCCGACGAACGAUCUGAUCGAGACGAAGACCCGAUGGACGUUAUUUUACGCCUUUCUCGUCUCAUGGAUGACAUUUGCAGUGCGACCGACUACCGUGAAAAUCUGCCUCUUUUUCACGCUCUGGAGGAGGCAGUUUGCCAGCUACAGACAACUCGGUUUCCAGACUCUCCAGUUGAAAAGGUAACGUUCGGCAUUAAUCUUUUCAACCUUGUUGUGCGCCAUGGAAUGAUCGUGGCCGGAGAACGCAAUUGGACGUGGCCUCAAGCGCUUUCGGAAGUUCCACCAUUUUUUUCGAAGAUUGGAUACAACGUUGCGGGAGAAUGGAUCAACCUUGCCGAUCUACAGGCGUCUCUCUAUGGUCAACCGGGAGCUCGGGCUCCUAGCAUUUAUCAGCCAAGACGACCGCUGUGGAAACGUUUGCAACUCUGUAACGGAAUUUAUCCUGAUACUGACUUGCACUACGAUGCCCCGAUUGUUCGUACCGAUACACGCAUCCUUUUGGCAACGACCUGGGGAACGUAUUCAUCUCCGGGUGUUUCCACCCUUUAUCCCAAUCGACUGGAAGAAGGGCUCCAAACGGCAGCUGAGGCAUAUUGUCAACGUCAUGUAAUUGUGUGCGCGUCUGGUCAGGUCAGCUUGCCGUCUUUGUUGUCAUGGCAUCGGCACGAUUUCGGACAAGGCACGCCCGACCACGUUAUGAUGGAUAUUCUCCCGUACCUAUCCGUCAUUCAACUUCGCCAAAUUGAAGACCAUCGCAAUACGGGUAGCCUACGCGCUGUAUUUGAUUCAGAUUUUGACUGGAAUUGCGGAAUAUAUUUGUCCACGAGUGACGCUAACCUUAGUGUACGUCAGCAAGAAAUGCCACUGUCAUCAAAUGAAUGUGACGCCGAGAUUCUUCCAGAGCAAGCCCAGGUCGGCGCCGUUAAGAAAGCGCCACAAACGCAUGCUUUUGAACCUUCUGAUUCUCCGGGCAAUAUCCUCCGUCCACGGUUGGCUAAUAGCGGCCGCAAGGCAUCAUCUCGAGGUUUGCGGCGUUUGGCGGGACGUCAGCCUUCGACGGGAGAGUUUCAGAUGUUUCCUCCCGGUCGAAAUGUUGGAAAGGUUCCAGACAACUCUUGGGUUGGUUCAGUCGAUGGGGAUCCCUGUGACAAUGACGACGACGGACACUCAUUUUUUCAAUCGGUGGUUUCGGAUGUUACGUACGGAUCCGAUUUUUAUACUUUGCUUGGGACAAGAUCUCACCGUCGAUUGAAUGUAUAA